Molecule: messenger RNA, 2312 nt
Organism: Monosiga brevicollis MX1
Lineage: Eukaryota; Choanoflagellata; Craspedida; Salpingoecidae
Exons: 10
Cellular component (GO): myosin complex
Molecular function (GO): ATP binding; cytoskeletal motor activity; protein binding
Source: RefSeq, a predicted model, not a curated record
GCCUUCUCUUUUGUUUGGCGCACCCCUCCGUCGUCGUUACUUGGCCACAUCUCAGCGUCUCGCUCAACAGCACCAUGGCUCGCCGCGCUGCUUUGGGCGGCCACGCCGUCGCGCCCGGCCAAUGCGAUAACCUGACUGCACUUGCUGAUCUGAACGAGGACACCCUGCUGAAGGAGCUCGAAAUUCGAUACAACCGCGAUGUCAUCUACACUUACGUUGGUGAAAUUUUGGUGGCCGUCAACCCCUACUUUCGCAUCCCCGAGCUCUAUGACCAGAGCCAAAAGCUCAAGUACCGCGGCGGCAUCGACCGUGAAUCUCUGCCCCCGCAUAUCUUUGCCGUGGCCGAUGCUGCUGUCAGUGCCCUUCAAUCAACGGGCAAGAACCAGGUCUGCGUCAUCUCUGGUGAAUCAGGUGCUGGCAAGACCGAAUCAGCCAAGCUCUUCCUGCAGCACAUCAUCGAUCUCAGCGCCGGUUCUGAAACCGAGGGCAUUGCUGACAAGAUUAUCGCUGUCAACCCGCUGCUGGAAGCUUUUGGCAACGCCUCGACUCUGAUGAAUGACAACAGCUCGCGCUUUGGCAAAUACCUUGAUCUCCAGUUCACAGAGAACUUCACCGUCAGGGGCGCUCUGAUCACGGAAUACCUUCUGGAAAAGUCGCGUGUCACCUAUCAAGCCGAUGGCGAGCAAAACUUUCACAUCUUCUACUACAUCUUUGCUGGCCUGGACGCAUCUGCCAAGGCGCAGUACGAGCUGGGCAGCGCUGAGGAUCACGGCUAUAUCAACGGCAAUGCCGAGGCUCUGGCCUUCAUUGGUACCAAGGAAUGCCGUGAUAUGUGGCAGGAGGUGUCGGCCUGCUUCGACCUCGUCGGUUUCUCUCAGGGUGAGAAGGACAACCUCUUUGCCAUCCUCUCCGGUGUCCUCUGGCUGGGUGAUGUCCUGUUUGAUGGCGAAGAUCACGCGAGCAUCGUGUCGCCGAGCUCUAUCCUCGAGGCGGCCUGCAACCAGCUCGGUCUCGAAGUGGGCGUCAUGGAGGCGGCUUUGGUUGAGCAAAUCCUCAUCACCGGUGGCGAGGAGACCACCAAGGCUCUGCGUACGGACCAGGCCGUGGAUGUGCGCGAUGCCACCGCCAAGGCCUUGUAUGGCCGCGCCUUCACCUGGAUUAUCAAGCGCGUCAACUCUCUGACGGGACCCAAGGGCCGCGGUACCGGUCAGAUCAUUUCUUUCCUCGAUAUUUUCGGCUUUGAGCACUUUGAUGACAAUAGCCUUGAGCAGCUCUGCAUCAACCUGGCCAACGAACAGCUCCAGUCCUUUUUCAACUCGCACAUUUUCCAGAUGGAGCUUGACGAGUACAAGAAGGAGGGCAUCGACGGCUCUCAGGUUUCCUUUACCGACAACCAGGCCACCCUGGACAUGCUCCUCUCCCGCCGCCCGCCCGGCAUUCUCGCCAUCAUGGACGAACAGGCCAUCAUGCCCCGCUCCACGGACCAGACCAUGGUCGAAAAGUUUCACGAGACGUUUGGUUCCCACUCCUCGUACAUCAAGCCGCGUAGCAACGAUGCCAUUUUCACCAUUCGUCACUACGCCGGUGAUGUUUGCUACAACGCCGAUGGCUUCCUUGAGAAGAACCGUGACACCCUGGCCAUGGAUGUCCUCGGUGCUUUGCGCAUGAGUGAGAACAGCCUUGUGCGCGAGCUCUUCGAUGGUGAUGCCGACGAUGCCAAGGCUGCGAAGGGCAAGCGUGGCAAGCGUGGUGGCGGCCGUGGCCUCAGCCGCAAUAACAUGCGCAUGUCCGUCAAGAAGGCUCGCGCAGCUGAAGCCAAGAAGCAGCGCAAGUCUGUGGGUGCUACCUUCAAGGAGUCACUCGAGAAGCUCAUGACCAGUCUCAACUCCUCGGCACCUCACUUCAUCCGUUGCAUCAAGCCCAACCAGAGCAAGCAAAAGCACAUGUAUGCCGACCAGCUCGUCAAGAACCAGCUUCGUUACACGGGUAUGCUGGAGACGACACGCAUUCGCAAGGAAGGCUAUGCCGUGCGUCCUACCUUCGAGGACUUUUUGCAUCGCUACAUGCCUUUGACAUUUGCGUGGGGUAUUGGUCAGUCGGCCAAUGCGGGUGCCUGCCGUAUGCUCUUGGAGAAGGCCAAGCUCAAGGAUUGGCAGAUUGGUAAAACCAAGGUGUUCCUACGCUACUACCACCCAGAUGAGCUGAAUGACCUGGUGAAGCCCAUUGCUGGCGCUGCAGCAGUGCUGCAAAAGGUUACUCGCGGCUUUUUGGGUCGGCGUGAGGUUCAGAAACUGAUGGCUGAGAAGCAGCGC